Closterium sp. Naga37s-1 is the source of this 822-nucleotide messenger RNA. NCBI's taxonomy places the organism in Eukaryota, Viridiplantae, Streptophyta, Zygnematophyceae, Desmidiales, Closteriaceae. The record is from the annotation of a GenBank genome assembly.
AUGGUGAAAAUCGGCGGUGCGCGAUUGGAGGACGUGUCGCCGUUCUUCCAUCUCCCGAUUGAGGAGGCGGCGCGCGAGCUAGGCGUUUGCUCCAGCGCGCUCAAGCGGCGCUGCCGGCGACUGGGGAUCAAGCGAUGGCCGUUCCGCAAGGUGCGCAGCAUGAGCAACUCACUAUCGCGUACAAUGGAGGGCAUGUGCAACGUGGGCGCGGGCGGGAUAGUCCCGCCGGAAUACCUCCAGCCGGACGCCGCCACGCGUCUCGCGGCGCAGGUGGCCGCGGCGAAUCUAAUCAACCUGGACCAGACGCGCCGCCCGUUACUGCCGCCCAUGAACCGCCCGCUCAUGGGCGCGCGGGGGGCGGCAGGCGCAGCGGCGCCCGCGGCGGGGGGAGACGCAGGGGCGGGCGCGGGGGGGAUGAUUGCACAGAUGGGGGGAGGUGCGGGAGGAGGUGGCGGAAGCGGAAGGGGGGAUGGAGUGGAUGGUGAAGGGGAUGAGAAUCAGGAAGCGGGAGCAAUCGUGCUUCAUAUGGGUGAUUCUCCCGUACUCGCUUGGGAGUCACCCGAUAAGUGUAACGAGCAGAACCCGUGGGAAGGAGGAGGAGGGGGGAUGGAGGGCGGUUUUCGUGGUGCUGAAUUGGCUAUUCGUGAGGGCACUAUGGGGGAAGGAGCUUGCCCGAGUUUCCUCUUGCUCUUCCACGUUCUCAAGUCCCAUUUUUCAUCUGUCCUUUCCAUUCGUCUCGUCCCUUCCAUCCCACCCAUCUCUGCCACCAGGCCCGUCCCUCAUGCUAUCGGUGAUUCGCCACGCCGCCGCCAGCAGGGCUGA